Carica papaya (papaya) is the source of this 792-nucleotide messenger RNA. Lineage: Eukaryota; Viridiplantae; Streptophyta; Magnoliopsida; Brassicales; Caricaceae. The record is from RefSeq and is a predicted model, not a curated record.
ACUCAAUGGCAUGCUAAUCCUUUUAUCAUCUCUUUGCAUCAUGUGCUUUCAGGAAGAAUUGUGCUUGAAGCACUAAUCCUGACAUUGGCUGUGGUUUCAUCUCUGACUGCAUACACUUUCUGGGCUGCGAAGAAGGGCAAGGAUUUCAGCUUCCUUGGACCAAUUUUAUUCACCAGUCUCAUCAUCCUCAUCGUAACUGGGUUCCUACAGAUGUUCUUUCCACUUGGCCCAACAUCUGUUGCUGUUUAUGGUGGAAUCAGUGCUUUGAUUUUCUGUGGCUACAUAGUCUAUGACAGACAACCUGAUCAAGCGCUUCACAUACGACGAUUACAUAUUGGCCUCUGCCUCUCUCUAUUUGGAUAUCCUGAACCUCUUCCUUUCCAUUCUGCGGGUGCUAAGGCAGACGGACAAUUAAAUGUAUGAAAAAAUCACAACAUGUUGCACAGUUAUGAUAUCAUUUGAAAACUGAAACCUACUAUGGAAAAGUAUCAUACGCAGAUUAUUGUCGGGGCAUAGCAGCCUGCAGUUACUUGCAUUUUACAUUUGGAUGAACUGAGUAACUUUUACAAUUAAGUACCUCCCAUUUUCUUCUCUCUUCUGCAUGCGGCAAGAUGUGCCAGUUUCAUUUAUGUAAUCUUCAAAAAGCCACUACUGGAUGUUUUUGUUCUUUGAUAUAUGUAGUAGAAAUGUCUUACAGUUUCUCAUUAGCUAAUGUGUAGUUGUUAUUAUAUCUUAUUCCCGUAUGUGAAACUGUGUGUAUCAUUUGAUACAGUUUGCAACUAUAUUUUAUUA